This is a messenger RNA of Grus americana (Whooping crane), 2275 nucleotides long. It is a transcript of the gene CSNK1G2, whose product is annotated as casein kinase 1 gamma 2. Gene Ontology annotation, cellular component: plasma membrane; nucleus; cytoplasm. The coding region runs from base 531 to 1778 and encodes 415 amino acids. Gene Ontology annotation, molecular function: protein serine/threonine kinase activity; ATP binding. Gene Ontology annotation, biological process: signal transduction; positive regulation of canonical Wnt signaling pathway; endocytosis. Lineage: Eukaryota; Metazoa; Chordata; Aves; Gruiformes; Gruidae. The record is from RefSeq and is a predicted model, not a curated record. The transcript has 12 exons.
GUAUUCAGGAAGGACGCUUGCGCCGGCGGCGUGGCGGGGGGUGCAUGGGUCCGUGUGGAGCCUACGCCAGUGGCGUAGCGUUGUCGCUGGCUGGCCGCUGCCCGCGGAGUGGUGAGGGGAGGCGAGAGGCGGCGUGAGGAGAAGCCGGGCCGGGGGCGCCGCCAUGGGGAGGCGGCCGCGGGGCAGCGGCAGCGGGGCCCGCUGCUGAGGGCCUGCGGAGCUGGGAGACCGAGGAGCCACGCCGGGAGGACCCUCUCCGCAGGAUGUUCUCUCCACCAAAGAGCUCUGUGUAACAGACAACGAUGACAAUCCCGGCGGGACCUUGGAAAGCACUAACAUUUCAGUAGCCCAGCACCCGUGGGUGGCCGCUUAUCCCUCCUUCUCCACACCCCGCCCUCUCACUGCUCACCGUGAUGGUGUAUUAACCAAGAAGAGCCCUGCUUCUUUUCUCCUCACCCCUCAACUUUCGGCAGCUCUGGGAUUUGUAUGGCAGCAGCGUAACCGUGGAGAGGCCGGGGUAUCACAAACUUAUGGAUUUUGAUAAGAGAGGAGGGAAAGGGGAGCUGGAGGAAGGUAAAAGGAUGUCCAAGACAGGUGGAGGAAGGAGCAGUCAUGGAAGCCGGAGUGCUGGAACCAACUCGGGAGUCUUAAUGGUGGGUCCCAACUUCCGGGUCGGCAAGAAGAUUGGAUGCGGCAAUUUCGGGGAGCUCCGUCUAGGAAAGAACCUCUACACCAACGAAUACGUAGCUAUCAAGUUGGAACCCAUAAAGUCCCGGGCCCCCCAGCUACACCUGGAGUAUCGGUUCUACAAACAGCUCGGCAAUGCAGAAGGAAUUCCUCAGGUUUACUACUUUGGCCCCUGCGGGAAGUACAACGCCAUGGUGUUGGAGCUGCUGGGACCCAGCCUAGAAGAUCUCUUUGAUCUGUGUGAUCGGACCUUCACGCUCAAGACCGUCCUGAUGAUUGCAAUCCAGCUGAUCACACGGAUGGAGUAUGUCCACACCAAAAGCCUGAUCUACAGAGACGUCAAGCCAGAGAACUUCCUGGUGGGGCGGCCGGGCAGCAAGCGGCAGCACACCAUCCACAUCAUUGAUUUUGGCCUGGCCAAAGAGUAUAUUGACCCCGAGACCAAAAAACACAUCCCCUACCGAGAGCACAAGAGCCUGACAGGGACAGCACGCUACAUGAGCAUCAACACCCACCUUGGGAAAGAACAAAGCCGCAGGGACGACCUGGAAGCAUUAGGGCACAUGUUUAUGUACUUCCUCCGCGGGAGCCUCCCUUGGCAAGGCCUCAAGGCUGACACACUAAAGGAGAGGUAUCAGAAGAUCGGCGACACCAAAAGGGCCACGCCAGUGGAGGUGCUCUGUGAGAACUUCCCAGAGGAGAUGGCCACGUACUUGCGCUACGUGCGGCGGCUGGAUUUCUUCGAGAAGCCUGACUAUGACUACCUGCGGAAGCUCUUCACAGACUUGUUCGAGAGGAAUGGUUACGUAUUUGACUAUGAAUACGACUGGGCAGGGAAACCGCUGCCCACCCCUAUCGGCACGAUGCACAGCGAGGUGCAGGUGCAGCCCCCGAACAGAGACAAAGCACAGCCACACACCAAACACCAGGUGAUGAGCUCCACCAACGGAGAGCUGAACACGGACGACCCGACGGCAGGACAUUCGAACGCCCCCAUCACAGCCCCCACCGAGGUGGAGGUGACAGACGAUACAAAGUGCUGCUGUUUCUUCAAGAGAAGGAAGAGGAAAACCACCAAGCGUCGCAAGUGAGCUGCCGGGGCCGGGUGGAGCGGCGUGCGCGAUGGCUCCUCUCCCUCUGGCCGUGGCUGGAUCUUGACCUGCGGAGCCGGCAGCGGCAGCCCCUCGGUUUGGAGGGGGGCGGGGGGGACCAAGCUGGACGGCCUCCCCCCAGUGCCCCAUGCGCAGGCAGGGAGCGGGGCCUCCCCAAACUGCUUGUCCUUUCCUCCGCCACUCGCCCAGCGUGUGGCCGUUUACUCGAACCAAGCCUGACUUCGCUGAAGUUCCUGCGUCCGUCAAAAAGAAGGAAAAAAAAAAAAAAAAGAAAUCGAAACAAAUCCACAGCGUCACUUGCUUUUGAGUCUAUAACUAGUUUGAAAAUGGGGAUCAACUCUACAGACUCUGAACCGUCGCUGUCAGAAGAAGCAGAAGACAAUUUCAAGAGCAGUGGGCUAAGGAGGAAUUUUUUUUUUUUUUUUUUUCUGUUGCUUCCUUGUCUCUUAAGUUAAUUUAAAGUGAGUCUCGGUGCA